UCAUCGACAAGCACCGGUGGGGGAAUCUGUCACUAUAAAAGCACCACUCGGAUAGGCGCCGACGUUUUAUCGUAGACGAAUUUUUCCUCCAGCAACAUCCACUCCGACGUUCGACACGUUUCGGAUCACCUUCGCCUCCCGCACAUAAUCCCAGAAGCUCUCGCGCCAACCAAAAUGAAGGUAGCCAUCUGUUUGCUUGCCGUCGUCGCCGUGGCCCUGGCCGCCCCUCAGGAACGGGACGGAGCUGCCCUGACGAGCGAAGCGAUCCGACAGGCCCAGUCGCAGCAGCUGAUUCCCCGCGAUGCCACCAUCCAGGGCGUGCAGGAGGGCAUCCAGGUGGCCGCCAUCGAGUCCAUCCCCGGAGACCAGCGCGUAGAUCUGUUCCAGCUGCUCGGCGACCAGGUCCCACGGGAGGUCAUCUCCAACCUGCAGUCCCAGGUUGACCAGGUCGGACACAACUAAAUCCGGUGCUGAAAGGGAUUAAUUGGGAACGAGAUCGAAGACGGAAAGUCAACGGAUGACGAAUUUCGGAACUGCGAUAAGGACGCCACGCACCCGGAGGCAUUAGGACAGUAUUUUUUUUUUAGAAAGGUUUAUAGUUAUGUUAUGCGAGGCGAACAACAUUCUCGACGAAUCGUAUAUUAGAAUAUGAUUUUUGUUUCUCUCUUCUUAGUUAACACUCGAAUAGGCGAAGAAAAAAUAGGAAAAAACACUUGUUAUUCUUCCACGAUAGUGCCAAUAGUCCUUUUCCGGUGGUUUUUACCAUCGGAAGGAUGUGUUUUUGUUUAUCAGUGUAUGUAGAUGUUAAGAUUAAAGAAAUUUUGAUGUAAUAAAAAACAGCGAAAAUCCGUA
Molecule: messenger RNA, 852 nt
Organism: Aedes aegypti (yellow fever mosquito)
Lineage: Eukaryota; Metazoa; Arthropoda; Insecta; Diptera; Culicidae
Exons: 2
Coding region: 175-462 (95 amino acids)
Source: RefSeq, a predicted model, not a curated record